CAACUCAUACACAGCCAGUCACAUAAACAGACAAAACAAAAAUGGGCGAAAAAAUUGUGGACUUUAGCGUUUUGGAAUUCGCGAAUUAUAAUGAAUACCUCGACUCGUACAUAACCACAAAAGAUCGCCGAUAUUUGGGUAAUCGGGCUAUAACCAAUUAUAUUGUUAAGCUGGGAUAUCGUUCGACCAAGGCGCCCUACAAGGAAAACGAGUUCGAAAAACGACGUGAGCUCGCCCUGCUAGCUAUUAGGCCGAAAAUAAUGGGCAUACAGUAUUAUGGUGAUUAUUUGGACCCAGAGAAUAAAGAUCCUGUGCUUUUGGAGUUUCGAAAGCGUGAGAAGCCCAAUCUAACGAAGGUUUUAACGAGCAUCGUUUUUACAACGUUCCACAGGAACGACGGAUCGGAGAUUUCUGGAUAUUUGGACCUGGACAUGAGUUGGCGCAACGCUAUGCGAGAGGCCGUCAAGCACACUGACUGGCGCGGCGUUUUUGAAGGGCGUGUUCGUCUUAAGCCCAUGCCCCAUCACCUGAGCUACAGCAAUCCACACUAUAAUAUACUGAAGUAUACGCCGAGCGAUAAUUUCAGUGUGCUACACGAUCACGACUAUGGCCUUCUGUUCAUGCAUAAGGGUGAUCACAAGAUCAUUUCUGUGGGGAAUCAGAUCACCAAAUACUCGAAGAACGCCUCACGCACCAUGGUCUACUCCCCCAAGCUCGGCUAUGUGAUCUUUUAUGAUCACAUUGUGCGCAAGAAGGUCUAAGAGAACUCGACUCAUUUGCCUUUUGACUUUUUUUCGAAUGGGGUUACAAAUUGUAUGCGUGAAGAAAAUAAAAGCACAUCAAAUAUUUUCUCAAACA
Molecule: messenger RNA, 858 nt
Organism: Scaptodrosophila lebanonensis
Lineage: Eukaryota; Metazoa; Arthropoda; Insecta; Diptera; Drosophilidae
Product: cilia- and flagella-associated protein 299
Exons: 3
Coding region: 42-761 (239 amino acids)
Source: RefSeq, a predicted model, not a curated record